Molecule: messenger RNA, 1717 nt
Organism: Actinia tenebrosa (Australian red waratah sea anemone)
Lineage: Eukaryota; Metazoa; Cnidaria; Anthozoa; Actiniaria; Actiniidae
Product: tetratricopeptide repeat protein 1
Molecular function (GO): protein binding
Source: RefSeq, a predicted model, not a curated record
UCAGUUUCAAAAUGGCGUCUGAAGAAGGAGGAAAGACAGAAAUAAAAUGUCCAAAUCCAGAAAUAUUGUCUCAAGAAUUAAAGGAAAAAAGAAAAGAAACAGAACUAGAAGAAGCAAAGAAUAAAGAUUCAAGUAAAGAAGAUGAAAAGAGUGCAAAUGAAGUAAAUAAUUCGAGUGAUGAAGAGUCGGACAGUUUCGUAGAUGCUGUUGACGACAUGAACUUGAACGAAAAAACAAAUGAUAAGAUUGGCAAAGAAGGGACUGUAGAAAAUAAUAGUGAACAAGAAAAUAUAGAUGAAUAUUUGGAACCUGAACAACCACUGUCAGAAGAACAGAAAGAGGAAAGAAAAAAAAAAGCUCAAGAAUAUAAAACAAAAGGCAAUGAAUAUUUCAAAAAAUCAGAAUAUCCUGAGGCCAGAGAGCUAUACACAACAGCCAUUAGGACGUGUCCUCCAGAAUUCAAAUCAGAUAAAGCUAUAUUUUAUUCAAAUAGAGCGGCAUGUCUAGUCAAAAUGGAAUUGUACAAGGAUGCCAUACAAGACUCAACAAAAGCCCUGGAAUUAAAUCCUGAAUACCUGAAGGCACGACUAAGGAGAGCACAGUGCUAUGAACAUGAAGACCAGCUAGAAGAGGCAUUAGAAGACUAUCAAAAAGUGUUUGAGAUUGACAAAUCCUGCAUACCUGCAAGAGAGGCUUUGAGGCGACUUCCUGACCAAAUCAAAAUAAAACAUGAAAAACUAAAAGAAGAAAUGUUGGGCAAACUGAAAGACCUUGGAAACGUAUUCCUCAAACCCUUYGGACUAUCAACAGAAAACUUCCAAAUGCAGCAGGAUCCCAACACUGGUGGCUAUUCCGUAAAUUUCCAAAGAUGACAACAUUCAACACCUUUAAUUAAAGUUUGCUUGAAGAAACACRAUGGUUGUAUCAAUAGUAGAAAUAAUAAAAUAUUGCUUGGCUUGCUAAUUAAAAGUCAAAAAUUAUCAUUGAUUCAUCAUCUGUAAAUUUUCGAUGGUUUAUGAUGAAUGUAGGAAAAGCUUUGUUAAUUUGACCAAAAGCCAUUCAAAGACAGGAUCUUUUGUAUUAUUUAAAACCCCACAAUUCUUGUAGCUCAUGAUUAAGUAAUAUUCAGUAAUGUUGAGUUGACUAUGAUUUCCCAGUGCAAGAAACAGAUUACAUUGAAAGAAGCUCAAAUGACAGAAUAUUAACUAUACCUAAAAUUCUCCAUUAAUUUUGUACUGCUGUCAUAGGGUUCUUGUUUGUCUUUUAGAGACAGACUUAUUACUUAGUUUUGAUCGGUGAAAAAUUAAACACAGACUAUAAUGUUUACAUUUAUUUUGGUUCUAGUUUCUGUUUACUAGGUUCUUGGUACUUAUAAGGUUCUAAGUACUGACUCUUUUAAAUCCAAAACCUAGAAAAAAGGUAUUAAAAGGAAAAAAACAUAUUUCCAGUACCGUGCAGUAAAUGAUAUAUAUCCCUUUCAAAUGUUUUAGUUCCAAUUUUAUUCAUUCAAAAUACAAUCAGGGUGAAGCCAUUAAAGUGAAUAAUUUGUUCUGUUUCUUGCUUAUUUUUCUGCAAAAAAAAAAUUCAAAGGUUUAGUGUAGUACUUACUAGUAAAGACCAUAUCAUCAAGUUACUCCAAAAUAYAUAAAAAUUUAGAGCAAAAAAAAUCAUAAUUUGGGUGUGCAGCUGUAUACUUAAAUAUACCUUUUCUUUGUCA